UCACCAGUUUGAUGAUAGGCAUCGUAGCGAUUGCAGUGUCUUCAUUGUGUUCCAUCAACGAUCAGAUACAUUCACUAUUCAGUACGCCUGCGUUUGUGUGAGUUAGACAACCCCAACAGCAAACAUGGCCGAAGUGGAAGAAAAACAAACCGAAGCCGCCAGCGGAGACGAGGCGCCCGAGAAGGGCUCCGCCAAGGAGAAGAAACCGAAAAAAGCCCGCAAAACCAAGGAAAACAAAGAGGGCUCAACCGAGAAGGCCGAUAAGGAGAAACCGAAAAAAUCCUACCGCAACGUGGACACCCCGAACAUGCACGACAUGAUAAUCGAGGCAUUGGACGUGCUGGACGAACGGAAGGGCGUCACGCUGCAGGCCAUCAAGCGUUACCUGGAGGACAACUAUCACGUCGACACGACCAAGCAGGCGUCCCACGUUCGCAAACUGCUGACCAAGUGCGUCGAGAAUGGGGACAUCGUCCGUACUCGGGGCCACGGUUGCAGCGGACGCUUCAAAGUGAAGCACAGCAAACCGACGAUGAUCAAGAAACGACGCGCACCCGAAGACUACCAGGAACUGCCCAAUCCGCCAAAGGCCAAGCCGAGGCCAAAGCCGGAGCCGGCCAAGAAGGAAACGGCCACCCCGAAAAAGGGAGCCUCCUCAGCCAAGAAAGUUAGCACUCCGGCGUCGGCUAAGGCCAAGUCCAAAGCGAGGGGACGCCCCGGAAGGAAGAAGUAAGCGGCAUCAGAGGCGACUUCUUCGACUGAAGGAGGCCAUUUUCUGUGAAACUACGGCGGGGACUGAACAACUGUGGCAACGGCGGCGGGCAGCCAUUGCAUUUUUCCAUACAUCAUCUCUCUUUCUAGUUCGGCACUUUGGGAUUGCCGAACGUGUAAAAAAGGAGCGUUCUAAAUCAGUCCUUUUCAGGACUACAGCGAUGGAUGUGAAAAAGAGUUAAAUGAAAUAAUUUUCCGGCUUUGGGUUUUCUGAUAUUGGAGGGUGUGUAAUAAAUUUGUUUAUAAUUUUAGAUGCGAAUCUACCUGGAGACUGGUUCAAGGAUUAACCGACAGAUGGCGAACUGGAGAAGCUUUAUUUGAUAGAGAAGCUUUCGCAGUCGACUUCGAAGGUGCUGCUGUAAACAAACUGGGUAGAAGAAAUGUUAUUGAUUCCAAUAGGAAUUCAAAAAACAUGGUUGUAAACUGUAAUUGAAAUUUGUUUAACAAUUUGAACUCUGGUUCAGUCUGCACCAGAUUCUUCAUAGUGAUAUCGUGUGUCAAUGUGCCUUGUACGAUUGCUGUACUUCUCUGAUUCCAGC
Messenger RNA from Aedes albopictus (Asian tiger mosquito), 1310 nucleotides. RefSeq names its product histone H1A, sperm-like. The transcript has a single exon. Gene Ontology annotation, biological process: nucleosome assembly; chromosome condensation; negative regulation of DNA recombination. Gene Ontology annotation, cellular component: nucleus; nucleosome. The record is from RefSeq and is a predicted model, not a curated record. NCBI's taxonomy places the organism in Eukaryota, Metazoa, Arthropoda, Insecta, Diptera, Culicidae. Gene Ontology annotation, molecular function: nucleosomal DNA binding; double-stranded DNA binding; structural constituent of chromatin. The coding region runs from base 125 to 733 and encodes 202 amino acids.